CUUUACUUUUUGAUCCUACUGCUACAGCAAGAUAUUCUCAGUCACUUUGAGCACUCAUUCGCCCUAGCAAUUGAUUUCAUAGAUAGCAAUAGUUAUAACAGCAGCAACGCUUCAUGAUUACAGCCAAAUAAUUGAUAAGCUGUUUGAUACUUCCCGUUUCUUACUGAUCAUCGUACUAGUCUGCUCAAUACACUCCAUCUCAUCUUUCCGUUAACCUUCCAAUAUUGAACUCUUUCAAGACACACAGCUAACCCAAUCUGAGCCAACGGCUCUGCUUUAGAGUAAUCAUGGGCGCAACCAUGGAAGUAACUCGAUACACUAUCGGAAUUUUUGCUUUGUUAUCUGUAGUCUGCAUUUGGGUGUCUUCCAGCUUCUUGAUGAAUAACAUCUUUGCUGAUAAAAAUUAUAACAAGCCCUUCUUUGUUACCUACGUCAAUACCGCCAGUUUUUCACUCUACCUGCUGAGGCCGCUCUUCAAGCGAUGGUGGAGACAGUGUACAGAUGAGAAAGAUAAAGCUCUGGCAGGACCAAGUGCUAAUAAAGCGGUUAUCAAAAGUAGGGAUUACUCUUAUGGAAGUCUCGGCUCAGGAUCUGUAGACACGACUAUGUCGACUGACUCUACAAUGGAACAGGGACCAAGAGCCAUUGACUCUGCUAAUAUUCCUCUUUCACAUCGCGAAAUAGCUCAGCUCAGCUUUGCUUUCUGUAUUCUUUGGUUUGCAGCCAAUUGGGCUACAAAUGCCUCAUUAGCGUAUACCACUGUCGCCAGCUCGACCAUCCUCGCCUCCAUGUCUGGUUUCUUCACACUCGCGAUAGGAGCGCUUUUAAAGACCGAAUCCUUCAGUAUUAUCAAGUUUGUUGCAGUCUGCGGGAGCGUACUGGGUGUAGCGCUCGUAAGCGGAUCUGACCGUGGUAGUUCUAAUAUUGAGCCCACAGCCCCUGCAGCGCCGUUAUUUGGAGAUUUCUUAGCUCUCAUGUCUGCCUUCUUCUAUGGAUGUUAUAUUGUCUUGCUCAAACUCAAGAUCCAGAAUGAGAACCGGAUCAACAUGUCACUUUUCUUUGGGUUUGUUGGAUUAUUCAACUUGCUGCUCCUUUGGCCGAUAUUUGCUGUGCUGCAUUGGACAGGGGUUGAGUCGUUCGAACUUCCAAGUGACCCGCGCAUUAUACUAAUGAUUGUGGUCAAUGCUUUCGUUGGAACAUUUGUAUCUGACUAUCUCUGGUUGUUGAGUAUGCUAAUGACUUCGCCUUUAGUCGUCACUCUUGGGUUAUCCCUGACCAUUCCGUUAGCAUUGCUGGGUGAUACUAUUGGCCGUGGCCGCAUCCUCGGUACCGGCUACUGGAUUGGAGCAGGAUUAGUGCUAGCAGGAUUUUUCGGAGUUAACACUGCUACCUUACUUGAACAAGAUAAAGAGAUAAUUGUGGUCAAGCAGACAACAUCAUCACAGGCAAUAGCAGGGGAAAGAGAAGACCAAGCUCCCCUCCUUCCCCACGCGACAAGUUCAUUGCAAAGGUGACAUCCCUGGAUGGCCGACCCAAUUUCUUUACAAUAUGUACCAUAUAAUGCAAAAUCAAUACAGAUCACAGCAGCCAGCAGAGGGCUAAGAACAUGCGGCACACGAAGGCCAUCGAA
Molecule: messenger RNA, 1630 nt
Organism: Lobosporangium transversale
Lineage: Eukaryota; Fungi; Mortierellomycota; Mortierellomycetes; Mortierellales; Mortierellaceae
Exons: 4
Coding region: 288-1514 (408 amino acids)
Biological process (GO): regulation of peptide transport; transmembrane transport
Cellular component (GO): membrane
Molecular function (GO): transmembrane transporter activity
Source: RefSeq, a predicted model, not a curated record